Molecule: messenger RNA, 2268 nt
Organism: Mucor velutinosus
Lineage: Eukaryota; Fungi; Mucoromycota; Mucoromycetes; Mucorales; Mucoraceae
Product: Serine/threonine-protein kinase
Exons: 6
Coding region: 1-2268 (755 amino acids)
Biological process (GO): nucleocytoplasmic transport
Cellular component (GO): nuclear pore
Molecular function (GO): structural constituent of nuclear pore
Source: RefSeq, a predicted model, not a curated record
AUGAGUAAAAAAUCUUCAAGAGCAAAGAAGGGAGACGGCAACGUCCCCAAUUUCGUAUUUAAACUGGGUGGAGACGCACCCUCUUCUCCAUCAUUCAAUUUCUCUGGAAGUCAACCUGGAAGUCCUGCCGCAACAUCCACAGGCGCCUUCAACUUUUCAUCGAGUAAUCCAGCAAGUCCAGUUACGACAGGCAGUUUCAAUUUUGGAGGAGGAGCUAGUUCGCCAGCCACUACAUCAACUCAACCGUUUGUAUUUGGCGAUCCUGCAGCCUCUUCACCUACGGCAAACAGUGCAUUCAAUUUCAAUUCACCCAAUACUUCUGCAUCAGCAUUGCCCGGCUUUGGAUCACAAGUACCAGGAACCGCAUCUCCCACUAUCAAAAGACAUGUGUCAGAGAUCAACUCAUUGACUGCACCACCAGAUCGUUCAAGUUCUCUUAGACGUUCUGCUUCAGAAAUCACAUUUGGAGCAUCCAGUAAUCCAUCUACGCCACCUGCUGCUGGUAAUUCAGCAUUCAGUUUUAGCACACCUGCUGCUCCUCCAUCGACAGGCACACCUGCUUUCAACUUCAAUGCACCUGCUGGCAGUUCCUCCACCACGACACCUGCUUUGAAUAUUGCACCCCUCAAUACUCAAAAUUCUGCAAACUCAUUUGGAUCAUCAUUGAGUGCAACUAGUCAAACUUCAUCUGCUUCCGCUGUUCCAACUGCUCCCACUGUAACAUUUGGAUCAUUUGGAUCUCCCAGCACCGCGCCAAAUGUCAGUGCUGCUGCUGCUCCUGCCUCUCCAGCCUCUGCAUUCAGUUUCAAUGCACCAAAGUCUACUACCGGCACCGCCGCACCUGCUACAUCCGCAUUUUCAUUUGGAGGUACGCCGGGUACUGCAUUCUCAGCUGCUGCUGCUGCUCCAUCUACCACUGCUACUAGUAGUACCUCAUCUCCCUUCAGCUUCAAUAAGCCUGCGGGAUCUACAACUGCAUCUACUGACAAACCAGCUGCUCCAGUUAUCUCUUUUGGCGCACCAGCAACUUCCACCUCAGCCACGCCUCAGACCUCUGCACCUGCUGCACCUGCUAGCUCUGGUUUUGGUGGAUUUUCUUUUAAUAAACCUGCCGAGACUCCCAAAGUAUCAGCGGCUACAACUUCGGUAUCUACUGCCACACCUACAUUUACAUUCAGCACACCUGCUAAAGCAUCUGAUGAUAAGGGAAAGUCGGCUACAACUACACCAUCUUUGACAUUUGGAUCCAACAAGCCAGCUACAUCAGCCGCUGCACCAUCCAGCACAGCAUCUACAUUUAGUUUCAGCAAACCUACACCGGAUGCUACUUCUUCCUCUUCAACAACCACCGCAGCCACCACAUCUACUGUGCCCACGCUUUCAUUCGGUAAUGAUAAAGAUAAAAAGGAGGAGGGUAAAUCCACAGUGACCAGUAGCCCAUUCAGCUUUAGUGCUCCUGCUACAACAUCUGGCAGUACCACUACCGCGCCAGCCAUCACUGUAGAUCCUAGCAAACCCAAUCCUUUUGCUUUUGAAAAAGUGUUGGAUGAUUUGGCCAAGAUUGCUGCUCAACCACCUAGUCAGAUGUACGCAUCAUUAAUAACACCAGCAUUGGCCGCCACAAUACAGCAAAACCAAGUAGUCAAUCACACCAGCUUUCGCAUUGAUAACAUCAUGUCUACCACACGUUUUACAGAGCUCCCAGAGCAAGCACAAAAGGAAUUAGAUGAAUUAGAAAAGUAUAUCAAGAUGGAGAGUCAACGAUGCGAGUAUAUUGGAAAACAAAAGAUGCCUCAGCAUUUAGACGCUAUGGAUAAUGCUAGAAAGAACACCGAAAUAUUGUCACAGCAAUUGGAUGCGCUCUCGAGUACACUCAAAGUCCGUAUGGCGAAUGUGGAAACCUUAUAUGAUGCCGUCAAGGAGCAACUACGACACGCUAAUGAUGGCUGUGCUGUGUUGGAAGCAUGCAAACAUCCUGGAAACAAUGCAAGAUGGCUGUUUGGUUAUUCUGAAGAUGAUGAUUACUUUUCUCAAUUAGCAAGACAAUUAAAUGGUAGAGUUGAAGAGUACAAGAGAUGUAUUUGGGAGGUUGAACGCACUGCUGAAUCAUGGACACAAAACAAGGUUCAAUCACCUCAAGAUAUUGCCGUUAUCAUGCGUAACCAGAACAAAGCCUUUUUGGCCUUGUCAAAUAAGGUUGCCUCAUUGCAUGAAACUGUCAAUGCUGAAAAGAAUUAUUAUUACCAAUACUUGAAAAUGUAUUCCUAA